Molecule: messenger RNA, 1556 nt
Organism: Elaeis guineensis (African oil palm)
Lineage: Eukaryota; Viridiplantae; Streptophyta; Magnoliopsida; Arecales; Arecaceae
Biological process (GO): regulation of abscisic acid-activated signaling pathway; negative regulation of photomorphogenesis
Source: RefSeq, a predicted model, not a curated record
CGUGUUGUCUAACAAGGAACACCAGGCGAGGAGAAACCGAGGAGGCGAGGCGACGCUCGGAGGAUCUGUGUCUCCCUGACCAUGGCUUCUUCCACCUCCGUCUACUCGUCUCUUCCUCGCAUUCGAUCCUCGCAUCCCUCCAAACCCCACCGCCUCCGCCUCCUCCUCCCCUCCCUCCCUCUUCUCGCCUCCCCCUCUCGGGUCCGGUCGCCGAUCCGGGCCUCCCGGAGGCUCUCCGGCUACCCCCAGGAGUCGGUUGUCGUGGUCCCCGAUCCUCGCGCGUGGGUCGGUGAUCUCCGCAGCGAAGGCGGUGACUAUGAGGACGACGAGGAGGAGGAGGACGACGACGACGACCGGAGCCUCGAUCUCCUUGUGCGCUUCCUCCACAACGUCUUCCGCAAGACCUCGCGGCGCGCGCGCAGGGCCGUCCGAUCCGUUCUGCCCCCUUCGAUCCCCACUAAAUUGGUGGGAUUUUCGGUGAAUGGGGUUUUAAUUCUGGCUUUGUUAUGGAUUUUUAAGGCAUUUCUUGAGGUGGUAUGCACGCUUGGGAGCAUGGUAUUUGUAAGCAUCUUGCUUGUCCGUGGAGUAUGGUCUGGCGUGUCCUACAUAAGAGAGAACCAGUAUAGCUUCAUGAACAGGAUUGACAGUGAUGACAGCAGAUGGAGUGGUGCACAGGCAGCCACUUGAUUGUUUGUUUGCCCCAUCUUCUGGGUAUAGGGACCUGAAGAGAAGCUUGCCAUCAGAAUAUAACCAAAAGUCUCAUGCAUCCAGAUAUUGAGAUGAAAUAGAAAACAAUGAACUGCCGGUGGAAUGAUCUCAGGGGUAUCAGCAUCAACAACUAAAAUUUGGUGAUAUUAUUUUGAAGGAGUAAUAAUUCAUACAAAUAUACACUACCAAGAAAAAGAUCAUGUGUUUUACAAGUUAAAAUUCAGGGAGCCCUUUUGGGAUCUCAGACAGUAUGUUGUCUCACCAUGGUAUUCCUUUCCAGGACAGCGCUGUGCAUAUGGGAUUCGAGUUAUGGACAGUAAAACCAUAGGAAUUUGCUAUGAUGACAGCUGCUGCUGCAUAUAUCUUUGGGAUAAUUUGUAAUUUUGUAUUCCUUUUCAGAUCCUGUCAAGUUAUGUGUGGUGAUAUAAGCCAAGGGCGAUGAAGCUAGCGCAUGCGCACCUAGGAACCAUGUAUGCAACGAUUUAAGUUAUGUACCCAAAUAUUUUAAUCUACAAUUAUUAACUGUUUAGUCGCCGGGGGGGCGGGGGGGUAACAGUUUUCCCAACAAUAAGCUAUUUUCUGCAUUUCAAAUCAUUUGCCUUGAAAGCAAAUUGAUGUCAUUCAGUAUCUUGGAUGAUUGCUGUUUAGUUUCCUGUUGACAAGGGGUGGGAAACUGCUCAUUGUCAUAACUAGUUCAUAUGUUUUACUGAUAAACCUAUAUGGUGAGUCAUGGUGAUAAGUAUGUCUUUUUUGAAAUUUAUGGUGGUAAGUGUGUCAGAUGGUGCUGAGACAUUUUUUAGAGAAAGUUGUUGGUGGUGUUCAGAAUCUUAUGUGCAGAUUUAUGACAA